UUGAGGAGACACUGGAUGUUACUAACAUUAAGCUCAAUGCGGUUACCAUCAUCCAUUAUGUGCUAAAUAUCCGUUUUGAUUUUGAAUUCCUCAUUCAUAUUGGAGAGAAAUGGCUUUUUCUCGUGCAUGGAGCAGUUUUGGGAUGUAUUUCUACCUUUUUUUACUCUGCUGCUGGCAAACGGUGACUGGGCAGCUCUCAUAUUCCGUUCCAGAGGAGGUAAUCCCAGGGACACCGAUUGGAAAUAUCGCCAAGGAUUUAAACCUCAGCACACAACAGCUGGAAUCUCGUAUGUUUCAGAUUGUUGCUGGAUCGAAGAAAAAACUAUUUGAGGUAAACCUCAAGACAGGUUUUCUUUAUGUUAGUGAGAGGAUAGACAGAGAAGAGCUUUGCUCGGAGGAGCGCAGAUGCUCACUUAAAGUGGAAGCUGUGAUAAAUAAUCCGUUAAAGAUUUAUCAUAUUGACGUGGAAAUUUUAGAUGUAAAUGACAAUUCCCCGUCCUUUGACACCACUCUGCAGAAUUUGUACAUUGCCGAGAGCACUUUGCCGGGAGUCAAAUUUGCAUUAUCUGAAGCGACUGAUGCAGACAUAGGAAAAAACGGGGUCAAUACUUACAAAUUAAGCCUGAAUGGACAUUUUUCGUUGGCUGUGCACAAAACAGAUGAUAGUGUGUCUGCAGAGUUGGUGUUGCAGAAGGCAUUAGACCGCGAAAACAAAGCUGCAAUCACAAUGACGCUGACUGCAUUAGACGGUGGGACUCCUCCUAAAUCUGGCGCCUCGCAAAUUAUCGUUAACGUGCUGGAUAACAACGACAACAUUCCAGUAUUCAGCCAAGCACUGUAUAAAACAAACAUUACCGAAAAUACGCAGGUGGGAACAACGGUGAUCGCUGUGAGCGCCACCGAUGCUGACGACAGCCUGAACGGUGAGAUUGUGUAUUCGUUGAGGAGCAAAGAUCAGAAACACAUAUUGGAUAUGUUUGUAAUUGAACCACAAACUGGCAUCAUUAAGGUAAAGGGUAAUAUAGAUUUUGAGGAUAGAAAAGCAUUUGAGAUAAGAGUAGAGGCCAGUGAUAAAGGACAGCCACCCAUGUCUGCUCACAGCAAGGUGCUGGUAGAAGUGUUGGACCUAAAUGAUAACGCUCCUGAAAUCACCGUCACUUCUUUGCAUCACACUGUGAAAGAGGACGCAGCUGCGGGCAUCGUGGUUGCACUUGUUUCAGUUCUUGAUAAAGACAGUGGAAAAAAUGGUGACAUAAAGGUAGAAAUUAAAAAUGACGUACCAUUUAAACUGGAAACAAACUACAAAAAUUAUUAUUCGUUGUUAGUUGACGGGACGCUCGAUAGGGAGAAAGUCUCUAAUUACAACAUUAAUAUAGUCGCUACUGAUAAAGGAAUCCCGCAACUUUCAAGUACAACUAUAGUUUCUAUAAUUGUUUCUGAUGUAAAUGAUAACGCGCCUCUGUUUUCAGAGGAUGUCAUUAAUGUGUCCCUCAGGGAAAACAGCGCAGUGGGAACCAGACUCAAGAGAGUUACUGCGACUGACGCUGACUAUGAGCAAAACAGUAAGAUGAGCUAUUCAUUUUUACAAAGUGUCGGUAAUAUAUUACCAUUAUCCACACUGGUGAAUAUUAAUUCAGAGACAGGGGAUAUAAUUAGCCUUCAGUCUUUUAACCAUGAAGAGUUAAAAACAUUUCAGUUUAAAGUUCAGGCUACAGACUCUGGUGUUCCUCCGCUAAGCAGCAACGUGACAGUUAAUGUUUUCAUUUUGGAUGAAAAUGAUAAUAAUCCAACUAUUUUAGCUCCUUAUUCUGAGCACGGCUCUGUUAACAGUGAGACCAUCCCUUAUUCUGCUGAAGCGGGAUACUUUGUAGCAAAGAUCAGGGCUGUGGACGCAGAUUCUGGAUACAACGCGCUGCUUUCUUAUCACCUGUCGGAGCCCAAAGGAAACAACCUGUUCAGGAUCGGAACCAGCAGCGGAGAAAUCAGGACUAAGAGGAGAAUGAGCGACAAUGACCUGAAAACUCAUCACUUGUUGGUGUUAGUUUCUGAUAAUGGAGAACCUUCUCUGUCAGCCACUGUUUCUAUUGAUGUGAUGGUGGUUGAAAGCACAGCUGAUGUCCAGACUCAGUUCAGACAUGUGCCUAUAAAGGAGGACAACUUCUCUGAUUUGAACUUGUAUCUACUGAUCGCCAUCGUGUCAGUGUCUGUGAUCUUUCUGCUGAGCCUCAUCAGUUUAAUAGCUGUCAGAUGCCACAGGACAGACAGUGAUUUCAGCAGGUACAGCGCCCCCAUGAUCACCACCCACCCUGACGGGAGCUGGUCUUACUCUAAAGCUACUCAGCAGUAUGACGUGUGUUUCAGUUCAGACACACUGAAGAGUGACGUAGUGGUUUUCCCGGCACCGUUUCCGCCUGUAGAUGCUGAACUGAUCAGUAUUGACGGAACAGACACUUUUACCAGAACUCAGACUUUACCAAACACAGACAAGGUAAGAUGUUUAUAUUAA
This is a messenger RNA of Xiphophorus maculatus (southern platyfish), 2506 nucleotides long. RefSeq names its product protocadherin alpha-8-like. The transcript has a single exon. NCBI's taxonomy places the organism in Eukaryota, Metazoa, Chordata, Actinopteri, Cyprinodontiformes, Poeciliidae. Gene Ontology annotation, biological process: homophilic cell-cell adhesion. Gene Ontology annotation, cellular component: plasma membrane. Gene Ontology annotation, molecular function: calcium ion binding. The record is from RefSeq and is a predicted model, not a curated record. The coding region runs from base 110 to 2506 and encodes 798 amino acids.